This is a messenger RNA of Penicillium angulare, 903 nucleotides long. RefSeq lists its product as uncharacterized. Lineage: Eukaryota; Fungi; Ascomycota; Eurotiomycetes; Eurotiales; Aspergillaceae. The transcript has a single exon. The record is from RefSeq and is a predicted model, not a curated record. The coding region runs from base 1 to 903 and encodes 300 amino acids.
AUGGCCACCAGAACACAUUCUUUCCGGACACUUUGGCAGUCUUGCGCCGGACCCUCAGCGCGAAAUACCUAUCAGACUAUUCCGGCCUCCUCAUGGCGCACUUUCGUUACGAGCGCCCCGCGUACAGCCCGGGGUCCAGCGAAGCCCUCUCCUCGGACUCCUCCGAAGUCCUCCGCCGCGCAACCAAGAAUCCCAGCCGGAUCAAUUGGUAGAUUAGCGCUCAAGGUCGCGAAGGAAGGCGACGUCGUCCUCUACCAAUCACGUUCUCAUCGCGCAUUCAUCAUAAGCGCAUACGGUCUAUCAGCAUUCUGUUUCGCAUACGCCGCCUUCAACGGGUACGAUGUGCUUGGCGAUUCCAAAUUCGAUCGUCCUGUCUGGCAAAAGGCCAUGUUUGGCGGUAUCUGUGUCAUGAUGAGUGCUAUGGGAACAGUUAUUCUGGCUCGAACAGGAAACCUAGUCAAUACCAUUACGGCUAUCAAGUCCAGCAGUAAUCAGACUAAGAUCCGGUUGAAUGUCCGACAUGCAGUUCCCUUUAUGAAGCCCAUGCAGUUUGAGGCUUUGCCGUCUGAUAUAUAUAUCCAUCGCCGAUUGGUUGUUUCGGAGCAAUCGAGGGCGCGAUUCGAGAGUGAUCGGUUGAAGCUUGGUUCUGUGGAUGAAGCAUCGUCGCCGCAGCCGUUUUCUAUGAUGGCGCCGGCUAGAGCUAUGAGCCAGGGUAUUUGGAGAUUGUUUAUGUGUAUGCGACAGGUUUUUACUCAAGAAGACACUAUUUUGUUGGGUAUUAAGACUCCCAAGCUUAGGGUUGUUCGUGUGGAUUCUAAUGGGUCUCUCUCUGAGGACUUUUUGGCCCUUGGGAAUCCUGUGAAGAAUGUGCGUGCUUUGGGCAAUGAGGGUAGCUCGUCUUAA